Molecule: messenger RNA, 2346 nt
Organism: Closterium sp. NIES-65
Lineage: Eukaryota; Viridiplantae; Streptophyta; Zygnematophyceae; Desmidiales; Closteriaceae
Source: the annotation of a GenBank genome assembly
AUGGCGGGCGUAGGCGUGUUUGUGAGUGAAGGGGAGGUGUCCCUUUUGGGCGCGGGCAGGAAGGAGGUUGCUGUGGUGGUGCUGACGCACGCGUACGUACGCGACCGAGUGGGAGUGCGCUACCUCACCAACGGCCUCAAGGUCUACUACGCACCGCGCCGCCCCGUGUGGCUGCAGUUCUCGAUGGCGGGCAUCCACGCGCGGCGAUCUGUGUGUCACACACGAGCAAGGAGAACACGGUGCUGCGCGCCGCGCCCUCGCUGCCGCCGCACCGCGGUGGCCGUCAUCCCCAACGCCGUCGACGCCAACAACUUCCUCCCCGACCCCCGCCACUGCCCCCGCGCCCCCAUGCAUGCUGCUGCUGCUGCCCGCGCGUGCGGGUGCUUCUCGGACGCUGCUGCCGCUGAUAGCGCGCGGAACGAGGCGGCAGGAGGGAGAGCAGCAGUGUGGGGCGCGGAAUGGGAUAUGGAGGAUGGGGAGGGUGCCGUGGCGUGCAGGGCUGCAGGCAGUGAGGCAGCAGCACAUGCAGCGGAUGGGGGAGGAGCAGAAACGGGGCAGGUGGGACAGUGGGGCAGAGCGAGGCAGGGGGGGCUGGGGGGAGGGAAGAGGAGGGAGGGGCAAGGGAAGGAGCGUGGAGCAGAGAAGGGGCGGAGGCGGAGACAGCAGCCAGCACGGCACACCCUCCAGCGGCUGAGCCGCCUCGUGUACCGCAAGGGCGCUGACCUGCUCUUUGACGUCAUCCCCGCCGUCUGCCACUGCUUCCCCAAGGUGCAAGCGCGUGCCACUGCAGGUGUGGUGGAUAAUAGGCGGCGACAGCGCCAAGAGGGGCGGCUGGAGGAGAUGAAGGUGCAUGUCAGCCCCACGCCCUCAUCAGACAUUGCGUCUGCACUAUUCUCGUACUCUCCAAUCCAACACCACACUGCUUUUGCUCUCUUUCCUCGCUUCACCACUCCUCCUCACUCAUCUCGCCCUUGUCGCCUCUCCCCGCCUCGCCCCCCAUCCACCUCGCACCACACAACUCUCUGCACAGUUCUCCGCUUCUGUGUGUGUCUCGCCUUGCCCACUCACUUCCUUCUCCUCUCCUCAUCUCCCCUCCUUUUGCAGCUUCCCUCUGCGCCUUCUCCCAUCCGUCCUUCUCUCACAUCUCGCUGCUGUGCGCUGCUCAAGCCUGCAUGCCAUGCCUCGCCCCUCUCUCUCUCUCUCUCUCUCUCUCUCUCUCUCUCUCUCUCUCUCUCUCUCUCUCUCUCUCUCUCUCUCUCUCUCUCUCUCUCUCUCUCUCUCUCUCUCUCGCUCUCACCCCCCCCCAGCUCGCUGACAGAGGCCUUCUGCAUUGCCAUUCUCGAGGCCGCCUGCUGCGGUCUCUUCGUUGUCGCCACGCGUGUUGGUGGCGUGCCCGAGGUGGGUGAGGUGCGGUCCGGUGCUACCACCGGACAUGAUGCUGCUGGCGGACCCCCGCCAGACAUAGUGGACGCCAUCGCACAGGCCAUUCAGAUCGUGCCACGUGUCAACCCCCAGGCCAUGCACGAGCGGAAUUCACUCUUCUUAAGAUCAGCGGCUCCCACGCCGUGCCAUGGGCUUUGUGCACCCGCUCUGCCUGCCGCACUCUGUGCUGCGGCCUCUCUGCGCACUCUGUGCUGCGCCUCUCUGCCGCACUCUGUGCUGCGCCUCUCUGCCGCACUCAUGCCCCCCUCCCCACUGUCCCCCACCCUGCUGCCCUCCACCACGCGCAUCUCCUGGUUGCACCGCAUCACCACGCGCAUCUCUUGGUUGCACCGCAUCACCACGCGCAUCUCCUGGUUGCACCGCAUCACCACGUGCAUCUCCUGGUUGCACCGCAUCACCACGCACAUCUCCUGGUUGCACCGCAUCACCACGCGCAUCUCCUGGUUGCACCGCAUCACCACGCGCAUCUCUGGUUGCACCGCAUCACCACGCGCAUCUCCUGGUUGCACCGCAUCACCACGCGCGCAUGGGGAUGGGGGGCGGCCAGGUGUCGCGCAUGUACAGCUGGCACGACGUGACGGAGCGCACGAGGAGCGCGUGUACGACCGCGUCAUGGCCAUGCCGCUCGACGACCUGCCCACCCACCUCUCCAGUGCGCCCACCCGCCUCUCCAGGUGCGCCCACCCGCCUCUCCAGUGCGCCCCCCCGCCCUCUCCAGGGCGCCCAUGGCACCCGCUCGCUCCUCCGCCCCUCACACCACCUCUCACUGGCUUGCUGUCACUCGAGAGCGCUCCUCUGUCACUCGAGAGUGCUCCUCUGCCUCUGCCUGAGCUGUGCCUCGCACGUCAACCUCCCACCUCACACUCGCUGCACUCCCGAUCCGCCUCACUGGAUUUCGCAUGA